GUCCUUGUCGUAUGCAAGCGCUGGUUCCGCAUCGCACUCCCUCUGCUUUACACAUGUCUUUUCUUGUCAAAGCCCAAGCAUAUGAAGACUGUUGCACGCGCCGUACAAUCGGACCCUCAGCUUGGCAGAGCAAUCUGCCACCUCUGGCUGGAAGGCGGAUUUGGCAAAGAGCUGUAUUCUUUCAUGAAGCUUGCGCCAAAUGUGGAGACACUGUAUCUCAUCCUACAAGCCACGUCAAAUGACUUGAUUGCCGGACUUUGA
This is a messenger RNA of Phanerochaete carnosa HHB-10118-sp, 261 nucleotides long. RefSeq lists its product as uncharacterized. The record is from RefSeq and is a predicted model, not a curated record. NCBI's taxonomy places the organism in Eukaryota, Fungi, Basidiomycota, Agaricomycetes, Polyporales, Phanerochaetaceae. The annotation marks the transcript as partial. The transcript has a single exon.